ACAACAAUUUAAUCGGUACCAUACCCACUGUAUUUUGAAAAAUUUUUUGCGCUGUUGGUCGUACAUGUUAUGUUACGUCUAGGCAAGGAGUGGAAAAAGAAAAUCUGAUUUGAAAUAGCUUAGGCUAGACCUAGUAGGCCCUACCUUGUUGCCCUACUAAAUAUUGAGCAUCCGAACAUUGGUUGAAAAAUGCCUCGAGAAGCUAUUCCACCGUCAAAAUUGCAAAAAGUCACCAAUGGAAAAACACUCAAGGUGCUUCAAGAGAAAUUAGAUUCAGCUGAGACAGAAACGAUUAACUUAGUGCGACAACUUGAACACAUUGGUUUUGACUGUAGUCAAGGCGAUAACAGCGCUAAGUCCAAACCACUAUCCCCGUAUGUAGCUAAGGCAGGAGAUGCUGACAUCUUACAAAGGAAUUACGAAACGUUAGUGAGAAGAGUUUGUCGUAAUGAAAGCACAUUACAGACACUCAAGUUAAAUUUGUGCAAUAUUCAUGCACAGUACCAGUUGAGAAAUGAGCAAGUACAGUCCUCUAAGGAGAAUCUACUUUCACUAAAAGGAAGUCAUGAAAAAGAGAAAAAAAAGUUAGUCAAGGACUUAGCAGCAGCACGAAAGGAAUGCAAGGAUAACCUAGCAAAGAGGCAUGAAGCACAAGAGGCUUCAAGAAGACUUUCUGCUGCUUUAGAGCAGGCUGUUCAGGCCAAGGCUGAGCUUGCUUUAAACUAUGAGGACCUUAGAAACAGCAAACAAAAACUAAACAAACAACUUUCAGAGACAAGGGAAGAGUUAGCAAGAGAAUUGGCUUUAAGGAGCAGCUUAGAGGAAUCACACAGUGCAAUACUUGAGAGACUUCAACAUCUGGAGACCAUUGUCCAAAAGGAACGAAAUGAGAUGGAGAGCUUUUCUAAAAGCUGUGCUGUUUUGAAAGAUGAAGGUAUAAAGUUAAAUAGAGAGAAGGAAUUGAUUCAGAAUGCCCUUUGUAACUCUAAAUUGGAGAUCACUGCCAAGGAAAAGCAAAUCAUAAAGCAGAUUGAAGAGAUGCAGGUGUUUCUUACCAAUCUUGAGCAUUUGAAAAAAGAAAAUGAGGCUUUGAAAAUACAGCUUGAAGAAUUGAGUAAACAUACACACAGUAUGAAGGUUGCAUUGGAGUCAGCAGAAAAAGAAAAGCAAGGUUUGCUAAGCAGAGUUGAGCAAAGUGAAGCCAUUCAAAAUGAAGUCGUUGAAAAUGAACAAAAGAAAUCAAAUGAUAUUAUUCAAAAUAUCAACACUCAACUACAGAUGCAGAUUGAAUUAAAACACCAAAUGCAAAAAGAAAGUGAACAUCUAAAACUCCUUGUGGAAGAGAAUAAAACAAGAAAUGAUGAGCAAAAGCAAGUACUUGAAGCAAAGAUAAAAGAUUUGGAAAAAUCAGUACACCUGGCACAAGAACAGCUUGAAGCAAAUCGUAAGGCUAAAGACUUGGCCAUUGAUGAUAAGCAGUCACUUCUUGAUGAGGUGAAUUUAGCAGUGGAUGGGAUGUCAACUGAACACUCAAGAAUGCAACAAGAACUUGAGGAAGCUAAGUUAGAGAUUGCAACUAUAACAAAUGAAAAGUCACAGUUGGAGUUGGAGAUGGACAAGCUACUCGACAGAAUCAGUGUUUUGGAACAAGAGCAAGUAAAUGAGUCUACACAGAAAUCUGUUGAGUGUUCUCUGGCAGAGUUAGUGGACAGUAAGAAUCAGCUUGCAUAUGACAAAGGUCAACUACAAAGCAAACUCUUACACUUACAACAAGAACUCGAGGCAGUUUCCGAUGCUAGGUCAGAGGUCACUCAUUUAAAAAGAACCAACACUGCACUUCAGAGUAAAGUCAAAUCACUGAGUUCUGCACUAAGUGUUGUCAACGUGAAUCAGAAAAUGAUAGAAAAGCAACUCAAACAGUCAGUUGUAGCUGGACAAGAAAAAGACAUGAAAGUGAACGAGUUGAUGAGACGUCAGGAUGAAGUCAUAGAGGAAAAGCAGAGAUAUAAAGAACAGCUAAAAACACUAGAUCAUCAACAACAUGAAAAUAUACAGCACUUGGAAAGCAAACUACACUAUGCAAAGCAAAAUAAUUCCAAGAUGGCUGCCACAGUCAAGAGUGUUAUGCUAUCACACAGCAAACUGCAAUUAACACUUGAAAAAUUACAAACUGAAUUAGGGAAAAAAGAUGCAGAAAUAUCAGCCAUUGAAUAUGAAAAAAAGAAAUAUGAAGAAUCAUUGCAAAUGCUCAGCGGUGACAUGCAUCUACUGCAAGAUCAAAUUGUUGCCAUGGAAACAAAUCAGCUAGAUAGAGUUACACCAUUGAAAACUGAAUUAGAAGCUGAAAAAACUGAAAAGCUGAACCUGGUUACAUCACUGGAUGAAUUACAGUCAACCAAUCAGGUGCUGCAGAGUAUGCUUGAAAAGAAAGAAAUGGAACUAGAAUCUAAACAUCAUGAGCUCAGGCAACUUCAACAGACAAGGAAAAGAGAAAAAGAAAUAGCAUCUAAAAAUCUGAAUACAUUGCAAGAAAAAAUAGAGAAAAUGGAAUUGGAUGCUGCAGUGGAAAAGGAAAAAGAAAGAAAACAGGCAAUAAGGGAAGUGAACAGAUUGCGCCAAGCUAAUCAGUCGACACUAAUUAAGAUCACAGAAUUGACUGCAAGAUGUGAACAACAACAUAUGCAAAUACAAGAAUUGGAGGAGAAAAAUGACAAACAGAAGCAAAGAAUCUUGGGACAAAGAACCCAGUUGCAACAAUUCCAUGAUAAAAACAAAGCAUCACAAGCCACUAGUGACAGAAUUGAGGAAUUGAGUGUAGAAUUAGAGGAGCUAGAGGAAGUUAGGAACCAAUACAUGAUGAAAAACUCCGAGCAAAUGCAAACUAUAGCAACAUUCCUCGCACAGAUUUCAGAACUACAAGCAGAGAUGAAGACUGUUGUCCAGGGACAACAUGAUGUUGAAGAGCGGUUAAGGAAAAAGGAAGAUCAAUUGAAAGCAGAAAAAAGAUUGAGAUUAGACAUGACUAAUAAAUGCAGGCAAAUGGAAGAAGAGAUUUUGAAACUACAACAAGAAAAUGAGCAAGCUAAAGAAGAAAUAUGGACAAUUUCAUUACAGGCACGCCAGCAGAGUAUGCUAUCUACACAACCUAAACGCCAUCAGGUAUACACAGACCAACUACUAUCAGAGUUACAGAAAGAGCGCGACCACUCUCAACUUAUGGAUAAGAGAAUGAAACGGAUUAUGAACUCCAGUUCCAGAUUUGUUGAGGAUUUAGCAUUAGACUUAGAUGAGUCGAAAGUCAAGAUUGAUGAGUGAAGUGUUAGUUAGAGACUUUAUAGGUAUAAUAGAUUGCUAUGAAUAUUCAUGAGUUACUCUGACUCAUUGAGAUGCCAAGGUCAACAAUUCCAAUUGGCAUCAUACAUUUAUGGUGUUGAAAGUAAGCCUUCUUCCCAUAUGAAUCAGCUUGUUUCCAAGAUGUAGGACUAUUAAAUAAAAUUGGCAUGGUACCAUAGUCUCAUCAUUGCUGAAGUUAAUAUUUGUUCACUGUGUGUGAGUGAAUUAUUUUAUAUUUUUCCCCACUAAAAUUUUCCACAUUUAUUCUCCCUGUAAACCUUCAUAAGUUUUCCUUUAGGGAAUACUGUAUGCUGUAUAAUGUGGGUUGGAAUAUGCCUUCAUAGAAUUUUUUUUUUUGCAAAGGUGGAAUAUGCAGCUAAUAUUUCAGAACAUUCCUUAAUUUUAUUUCCCUUUUGAUAGGCCUCCAAAUAUAUGUAUGGCCCGACUAGCCUGGUAUGGCAAAGAAAGCCUAGUCCUAGAUUAAGAAAACUGAAAGUAUCAGUGAAUGAUGGUUUAUGCCUACCAAUGAUGAAGAAUACUUUUUACAAUGCAGAUCGAAUAUAUUGUAAAAAUCUGGCAAGAAAUGAUACUUUUACAAUGUAUUUGAUCACACAGGUUUAUUGCUAUCAGGUUUAAUAUGGUUUCUUUAGGUUGAUUCCAGCUAAUAGCAAUCCAGUUGGGCCUAUAAAGUUCUUCAAAUUGUCAACCAGUCACACACCAAGUUAGUUCUUCAUAAUUUUUAAAUGUUGAUGAAAUUGGAAAAAAUUUUUUGCUGACUGUCACGGACAUUAAAUAAUAUCAAUAUGAAUGUGGUAAUUAUAACCUGUAUAUAUUUUUAUAAAAUUAUUAUUAAAGUUAUUCCUUCUUUAUGGGAAUUUAUGUAUUGUAA
Molecule: messenger RNA, 4222 nt
Organism: Anneissia japonica
Lineage: Eukaryota; Metazoa; Echinodermata; Crinoidea; Comatulida; Comatulidae
Product: coiled-coil domain-containing protein 150-like
Exons: 23
Coding region: 190-3315 (1041 amino acids)
Source: RefSeq, a predicted model, not a curated record